UUUAUUAAAUGAGUUUGUGUCGGUAUGGCGUACAGCAAAAUCACCGUAUAUUUUCGCAAUUUCUCGGUAGCAUGAUGCUAAACAACAAUGUGCCUUAUCUAUUUAGAGCAGGGCCAAUUUAGCUGGAAUACUCACUUAUUUAUUACCUGCGGACCGGCGUUAACGAUGACAGAGUUUCUUGAAAAAACAGUGUUACCUGUGGUUGAAUUCAGCCAUGGUCGAGUGAAAGAUGGAACAAAAGUGAAUGUCACUUGGUACACGAGCGAUGAAGAUGAAAAUAAGAAAAAGAUGGUUUGUGAUACACCCGAUGGGAUGCAACAUAUUGGUAGCAACUUUGGAUACAAUCCAUCUCGUGAUUACCUUAAUCAUUAUAUUGUUCUAAAGAAUAAAAAAACAGGAGAAAAAAAAAUAUUUCUGACAGAGAAUUACAAGGUAUAUCCAAUAGUGAAAAGAGACAAUGAAAUUGACAGUGAUGACGAAAGGAGACAGGCAAUAGAUAAAGUACAAAAUGAAACAAGAACGUUUGAUGAAAGAUUAGAUGAUCUUACUGGGGAGUUUGGUAGCAAAAUCAAAGUACAAGCAAUGAAUGCGCGGCAACGUAACAAAGUAUCUGACACAACUGAAGUUGUGAGAGAGGCAGUUUCUAAUCUUGUGGAAGCAGAGGGAAUAUCUGGUCAAAGUCAAUCCGAAAAUGUUAAUUUGUCAAUUCUACCAUACAACAAAGAAGCAACUUCAGAAGAAGAUGUAUAUCCACUUAAUAACUUUAUUCCACAGCAUAUCAGAACAGCUGCAUUAGAGUCAGCAAAGGAAUUAUUGACACCGACUGCCGAUAAAAUCAAAUCUUGGAGAGAAGAGAAAAAUCCUCUAGGAUGUCGCUACAUAGCCUGGCGAGCACGAAAUUUACAUCCCAGUAUAAGGAAUGAUGUUGAAGCAUGGCAGGAUUAUGUUUGUAAUUUACAAAUUCUUGCUUAUUUUAUGAAAGUCUACAAUCCUACUGGUUCUGGUCCAGAGAAACUUACGUAUCUAGCGAAUAUAAAUGAGACAAUCAAAUCAUGGAUUAUUCGUGAAUUCAUGCCGCUGGAAAAAGCCCUUACUUUAAAGAAGAGACUGGCUGGUGCAGUAAAGGACAAGAUAUUAUCAUACUCUAUUGUGCUGCCUUGGCAUCUUAAUUCAUUCAGUUUCGACAUUCAAAUGUUGGCAGAUGGAUUUGGAAUUUCUGAGAGAACAUUGUCGUUAAUUGUGCGUGCUUUGGGUGGAAAAAUCAAAGUAGAUAUGCAAGAAGGGAUGAAAAGAACUAUUGCUAUUUUGCAACUGCCACUCGUUUUUCCAAAUAAACCCAUGAAGGGCAGAAGAUAAGACCUCUUCGAAAAUGGAAAUAUGUUCACAUCAGUGUUGGCAAUACUGAGAGUACAUGGUUAUAUGUACAUGGUUUACUUUGGUUUUUCUGGAUUGAAAUUUAUGGUGUAGACUGUGGGAGAUGAAAUAUGCGAAAUUGUUGUAUGGAAUUUGUCUUUUCUGAUUAACUUCUAUAUAACGUAGUAUUUUGUCAUUAGGUUGGAAUGAGUUAGUCUUUAUGUUCAUUCAUGCAUUUGUGUCAUAUAAAGUUCGUGCCAUUCUUCAUAUUUAAUUUUUGAAUAAAAAGAAUCAAAUUA
This is a messenger RNA of Styela clava, 1652 nucleotides long. Its product is annotated as DNA-directed RNA polymerase I subunit RPA49-like. Gene Ontology annotation, biological process: DNA-templated transcription. The record is from RefSeq and is a predicted model, not a curated record. Gene Ontology annotation, molecular function: DNA binding. Lineage: Eukaryota; Metazoa; Chordata; Ascidiacea; Stolidobranchia; Styelidae.